UUCGAUCCUUAAGUCCGCCAUAUUCAAAGCAAUACCGAUACGACGGCCCGAAGCCCCAAAAAUCCAUCAGAAUGUCCCAACCCAUCUCCAAGCUUGACAAUCCAAGUACUCUCCUUCAAUCUGUCUCCUCAAAUGCCGUUCACGAAAAGAUCACUAUAUUACCAGGACAUGAACCCGAUUACUCAGCUUGUACUUUUGCUCUCUGGCAAGAAGAUCAUACUCUUGGAAAUGCUUUGCGAUGGAUUAUCAUGAAGGACCCCGAGGUGGAGUUUUGUGGCUACACAGCUCCUCACCCGUCAGAACCCAAGAUUCAUCUGCGAAUUCAAAUGUACGAGAACCAAUCCGCCGUGGACUGCUUACGGAGAGCUCUCUCCAACUUGCGUGAUCUUCUCAAUGCUGUGAACGAUUCUUAUACUUCCAGUUUACAAAAUGACGAUUACGUGCGGGAGGAUGACUACGACGUAAAAGCGGCUGUCGACGAGACAUUGAAAGAAAGAGGAUUCGCUGUUGAGGAGGAUGAUAGGAUGGAUGUUUCAUGAUAGGUGAUAUAACGAUUUCUGUUGGACUAUAGAGAUGUAAUAAACAAUACAGCGUCGAUUAUCAGUUGAUUUUGAAGGAGUAUGUACGUUGUUUGAUAACGACAAUCCGCUAGAAGAAGCUAUUAAUGGGCAUCAUGGACAUAUCCAUUUGUUUGUUACAUAUUAAUAACUCUUACAUACAUAUUUAACAACGUCACUCUUGUG
Messenger RNA from Cryptococcus deneoformans JEC21, 743 nucleotides. RefSeq names its product DNA-directed RNA polymerase, putative. The record is from RefSeq and is a predicted model, not a curated record. Gene Ontology annotation, biological process: DNA-templated transcription. Gene Ontology annotation, cellular component: RNA polymerase III complex; RNA polymerase I complex. Lineage: Eukaryota; Fungi; Basidiomycota; Tremellomycetes; Tremellales; Cryptococcaceae. The coding region runs from base 72 to 539 and encodes 155 amino acids. Gene Ontology annotation, molecular function: protein dimerization activity; DNA-directed RNA polymerase activity; DNA binding. The transcript has 7 exons.